UUAAAAUUUAAUGAAAUUUACACUCCAUGUUUACUGGCAGGUGCGAUAAUGCCCCGCAUAUUUAACAAGCCUCCAUUAAUUCGGAACUGCGGCAUUUCGUUCACGGACUUUCCGCUAUUAACGCGCUAAAAUGAUGAUCUCCGAUCAUCUCUUUGAUGAUGGCAUUAACAAUACAAUGUUGCAAAAUGAUAUGAACAAUGUUCAAAAGAACAUUCACAAGACAAUAUACGGUAAAACACAAAGAGAGUACGAACAAGAACAACGGGAUCAACUCUCUUCGCAAGAUGGAGAAACAUGUGAAAUUCACGAUCAAUUUUAUCGAGACCAUAAAUUAUUGUUAGUUUUAUUCCGCGCACUUGCUGUUAUGCCCAUCAUCAGGUCGGGUCCUGGAACAAUCACGUUCAGCUGGAAGUCCAGCGCCACAGCCUACGCCAUCUGCUUCUACAUAGUAGCGACUAUUGUGGUGUUGAUAGUUGGUUACGAACGCAUCGUGAUACUGCACUCCAUCCGAAGAUUCGACGACUACAUCUAUGCUAUUCUUUUCGUUGUAUUCUUGGUACCGCAUUUUUGGAUUCCAUUUGUUGGUUGGGGUGUGGCGCACCAAGUUGCCAUUUAUAAGACUAACUGGGCAAAAUUUCAAGUCAGAUAUUAUCGAGUGACUGGAAAAAAUCUCCAAUUCCCUAGUCUUAAAACGGCCAUUAUCGUUAUAAGUAUUGGUUGUUUACUUCUUGCUAUUUGCUUUCUUCUUAGUCUUUGUGCAUUAUUGGAUGGAUUUUUACUUAAGCAUACUACGGCAUAUUACCAUAUUAUAACUAUGAUAAACAUGAAUUGUGCUCUAUGGUAUAUCAACUGCAAGGCUAUUAAAAUUGCAUCGCAAAGUCUCUCCGAUUGCUUCCUCAGGGAUGUCAAUAUGCAAUGCACGGCGACAUUGAUAGCUCGCUAUCGUUUCCUUUGGUUGAAUAUUUCCGAAUUAUUACAAUUGCUUGGAAAUGCUUACGCACGUACUUACUCUACUUACUGUCUUUUUAUGUUUACCAAUAUAACUAUAGCAAUAUAUGGUGCCUUAUCUGAGAUAGUAGACCACGGGUUUGGAUUCAGUUUCAAGGAAAUGGGUCUAUUCGUUGUCGCAGCUUACUGUUCUACGUUACUGUUCAUAUUUGUAGACUGUUCUCACAAAACUACAUUAAAGGUAGCGGCUGGUGUUCAGGAGACACUUCUAACUAUUGAUGUUCUGUCUGUUGAUAGACCCGCUCAAAAGGAGAUCGAUCAUUUCAUCCUAGCCAUCGAGAUGAACCCAGCUGUCGUCAGUCUGAAAGGAUACGCUGAAGUGAAUAGAGAAUUGCUUACUUCUGCAAUAAACACAAUAACCAUAUAUCUUAUCGUCUUGCUGCAAUUCAAGAUUUCGUUACCAAAGGAUCCCCAAGCUUGAGAUGUUUUUCGGAAUUUAAUUCAUUUAAAGAAGCGAUCUAUGUAUGUACUUAUUCAAUAGCUAUAGGUAUUAGAUUUAUAAA
This is a messenger RNA of Galleria mellonella (greater wax moth), 1511 nucleotides long. Its product is annotated as gustatory and odorant receptor 22-like. The record is from RefSeq and is a predicted model, not a curated record. Gene Ontology annotation, cellular component: axon; membrane; dendrite. Gene Ontology annotation, biological process: sensory perception of taste. Bases 131 to 1429 code for a protein of 432 amino acids. The transcript is spliced from 9 exons. NCBI's taxonomy places the organism in Eukaryota, Metazoa, Arthropoda, Insecta, Lepidoptera, Pyralidae.